This is a messenger RNA of Etheostoma spectabile (orangethroat darter), 1150 nucleotides long. RefSeq names its product transthyretin (prealbumin, amyloidosis type I) (gene ttr). Gene Ontology annotation, biological process: purine nucleobase metabolic process. Lineage: Eukaryota; Metazoa; Chordata; Actinopteri; Perciformes; Percidae. The record is from RefSeq and is a predicted model, not a curated record. The transcript has 5 exons.
AUGAUUGAAUCUCAAGAAAUGCCUUGUGAAGUUACACAUCAAGUAAGCCAAGGGGUAGACUCUUCUCAGAGAGGAGAUAUAACUCUGGAUAUUCCUGAGAGACAAGUCACUAUUGGUCAAGUGUUAAUGAGGGCUGCUGACAUGGAUGAUGUGGUCACAUCUUCAGAGGAACUGAGACCAUCCUGGGUGGCCAAAGGACAGGUUUCUAUGUUCAGUGAAGAUAAAGGGGCCAGUGGUAGAAUAUUGGCAUCCGGACAAGUAGCUCAGGGAGAAACAACUCAGUCUGAUUUCCAGAACACCAAUACAACGUUGGAUGAGAGCGGUAGGAAGCCAGAGGUGGGUGACGAGUUACACUCACUCUGGAGGACAACACAAGAGCACAAAGUACGAGACUCACUCAGUGUAAAUGUGACAGGCCUGGCUUGUGUACAGGAGAAACAUGGCGGCUCAGACACCAAGUGUCCUCUGACGGUGAAAAUCCUGGAUGCGGUGAAAGGGACUCCAGCUGGAUUUGUGGCCCUCAAGGUGUUUCAGAAGGAUGCUGAUGGGGUGUGAACACAGCUCGCUAAUGGAUUGGUACAAGUGACGGACGCCAAUGGAGAGAGCCACAACCUGAUCACAGAGCAGCAGUUCUCAGCAGGAGUGUAUCGGGUUGAGUUUGAUACCAAAAGUCAUCGGAAGAAUGAGGGUAUCACGCCAUUCCAUGAAACAGCUGAGGUGGUGUUUGACGCCCAUGCUGAGGGUCAUCGUCACUACACCUUGGCCUUGCUGCUCAGUCCAUACUCCUACAGCACCACAGCCGUGGUGACCAACACACACCAGUGAUACACAUCUCAGCAUGGAUAUACGUAUCUAUACAGUCUGCUGGAGACAUCAGUGAGCUCCAUUAAGGCUGGAUAUUGUUUGUUGUUUUUGUUCUUAUGCUGAUCCAAAUCAAUGAAUGUAUCUAUGUGUUGUGCAUGUAUCCAAAGCCUGAUGUAUCUUCUCUCUCUGAGCCAUAAAACCCAUCACCGAGCCACACUUUUGCACUGGCUUACAUGUUUCUUCAUCACCGUAAACACAUAUUGUUACUUCCCUUGGGUGUUUGAGCUUCACUGUCAAUAGCGCAGAAGACGCAUCCAACUUUUUGAAAUAAAGAACAUCAGCUUUU